GUGAUAGGCCUACUAUGCCACCCGGUGUGAGUGUGAACGGCUUGUAAUGGCUCAUCACACUCACACCUGGUGGCAUAAUAUCACCCCUUUAAUUUAUUAUGAUAGACUAGCGGUGAAGCGUCUUUAGAAAAACAUGGAUGGAAAAGACAGAGUAUAUGGGUGCAGUUUUAGUACUUUGGCCGCUAGGCGGAGGUAUUGCACCGUCUCUAGGGGUAGGCCUACUCGUUAAUUCAAGGUCUACUGGAACACUGACUCCAAUAGCAUCCAGAUGUAGGCCUACUUUUGUUGCAACUACGUAAAAAAAAUGUAUACAGUAGGUUCUUAAAAUAUAGUCAUAGCAGGCACACGCAGUAACGUAGGUAACGGCCUGUCAGCUCGUUACUUUAUAUGAGAAGGUAUGGUCUUCCAGCUAGUUGCUUUCAGCUCGUUACACUCUGAAUUUGAAGUUCGUAUUACUUUUCAGUGUCUGGCGAAGGGGGGGACACUCUGGGGACGGUGUCUGAAGAUCUCCAUCACUUAGGAUGGCUCAGCACACUCCGAGCAGCGGGACCCCAGGACGCGACGUGGAGAUGGAGGUGGAGGGGGAGGAGGAGUCAAGGGGUCCGUCCGUCCAGCCGCUGGACAACCCAGACCGGGAGGAGGAGGAGGGGGAGAGCCAGGAGACCGGCCCGGAGAGAGGCAGGGGGUCCGGGGCAGAGGAAGAGGAGGACUGGGACACGGAUCUAGAGAGCCAUGACACCAGUGAAGACUUGGCGUUGCCCCCCAGGGAGCUCUACCUCCGGGCCUGUCGUCUGACCGGAGCGUCGCCCGUCUCCUGCUUCCUCCAUCACUCGGGCAAGGGACCCCUCGCCCUCAACCACCGUGGGCUGGGGCCACAGGGGGCCAAGGCCCUGGCCAUCGCUCUAGUGAGCAACGUGGACAUCACUAACGUGGAGAUGGAAGACAACUCGCUGGGGGCGGCAGGGACACGCUACAUCACAGACCUGCUCAGAACAAACUCCUGCAUCCAGAGUCUGAACCUGUCCCACAAUGCUCUUGGGCCAGCAGGAGCCAGAAGCAUCUGCCGGAUGUUGAUGGAGAACAUCUCCUUGAAGUCUCUCCAACUCUCAGGAAACAAAUUCACUGACUCAGACGCAAAAUCCUUUGCAGAUGCUUUGGAGUGGAACAUUGUGCUGAGGGAGCUGGAUCUCAGUCACAACAGCUUCGGUGUGUGUGGAGGACAACUCCUGGGACAGAUGUUAGAGACCAACUCGGGCCUGGAGCUGCUCAACCUGAGCUGGAAUCACCUGUGGCUGGGCGGGGCUGUGUCUGUGUGUGCGGCACUCAGGGGCAACACUGCCCUGAAGCACCUGGACCUGUCCUGGAACAGCCUGGGCCGGGGCGGGGCGGGGGCGCUGGGCGACGCGCUGAGGCACAACAGCAGCCUGCUGCGGCUGGACCUCCGGAGCAACCGGCUGGACGACGCGGCGCUGGCCCUGCUGGGCCCGGGCCUGGCCGCCAACACCAGCCUGCAGGGACUCCGGCUCUCCCAGAACCCUCUGAGUGCCGACGGAGUCCUGGUGCUGCUGAGGACGGUGAGGAGCAACGCCCAGUCCGCCCUGGAGGACAUCGACCUCACGACCAUAUGGGUGAACCCGGCGUGUGUGGAGCUGCUGGCUAAAGCGGUCGGUGACGGGUCCCCUCUGAAGGCCCACUACGGGGGGGUCCUGGGUUCCUAUAGCAACAGGAGGAGCAAGGAGACAUCCACCUCCCUCAAUGACCAGUCCACUCCGUGAGCUGCGGAGGAGCCUUCCUGGUGCCCUUGCAUGACGCGGAUCGACGACGCGGGGAAAACCCUUUGAAUAAAAAGCCUGACCGAGCGUAACGUCGAAUGCUCGUAUUCAUUCGUCUCACCCGAAAAACGAACAACGCUGACACCGACACUUCUCGGCAAGCAUCACACAACACGCAUCACGCACACCACACAACACACACAACACACACCACACACAACACACACCACGCAUCACACACCACCUGAGGUCUGGCGUGGCGCCAAUGGCUAUGAGACUUCAACAACCUCAAAACCACGCUCAAGGAAACAACACGCCGAUACGACCAGGUCACGUGACACGGCGACGGCUCGAUCGGAAACAACAUCCCAUAAUAACGACAGAAGCCGUUUCCUGUGACGCCACCGACCGCUCGCCUUAACCGCCGCCAGCGGCGCGCUUCGCUUUAUCCCCAACGCCGCGACCUUUGACCCCCACCCUGGCACACUCGCUGCACCUGCGUCAGUGUCAGCGCACCUGGAUUUGGGGGGGGGGCAUCCCGGGUCCUUUUCUCUCCGUCUAAAAUUAAUCUUGUGGUAUGACAACGGGAGCGAGGGGAAGAAAAGGAGAGCCCGGCUCCCAUAUCAAAGGGAGGGGAGGAAGAAUGGGGCCAGAUGCAGAGCCUGUCCCACGUAGGGCUCUGGAUUCAUCUGCAAAGGGGAACAAAUGGUGUGUGAAUAUGCAUGCGUACCCCCCCGGACACAUCCCCCCCCCCCCCCCCCCCAUCACUUAUGCAACCACCGGACCCGGUCUCAAACACAAAGCGCAUGACGUGAGUCAAUGUACGCGUCUCGCUGUUGGGUAUGUUGGGGAGAGAGUCCAUUUUGUUUUUGGUUGGAGUUCUGUGGCUCAGGAAUGUGUUCAGGAGAUGAAAAGGUUCGAGCACGGAAAUGAAACGAUCGAAAAUCGAUCGAGUCAGAGUCGAGAUGGAUUAUAAAGGCGAUGGCAGGUUCUCCGCAGGUUAACGGUGUGUCCAAAAGUUGCUCUCUUAUUUAAAAGUUCAAUCGUUAAGUUAUUAGGAAGAUUUGGAUAGGCUCAGAAUACGAUUCAUGUACCCAACGUUCAGAAAUAGAUAUAACAUCCCAUAAGCUCCAUCAAUGGCCUGAACUAGAUCAUAUUUCUCUUUUAUUAAAGAUAAGAAAUCAUUAUAAUUUCACAUUAAGAUAUAAAAACAAUUUUGAAAAUAUUGGCUUCUUGAUAUCUAAGUACAUCAGUACACAUAAGUACAUUCUAGUCACGUCCACCAUUACUAGUUGACAUCAAUACUAUUAGUGCCAUUGUACUUCAUAAAAUGGCUCAUUGGUUAAUUGAUCUAGCUUUAGCCCCUUUAUAUGACGAGAACACGUUUCUGAAGCUCAGGUUAUAGAGGUGCAGACAGAACGGUUUAACUCGCACACAAUGAUGGCUUCAAAACACAUAGGCCAACAUUGCUUUUACUCUUCAUUCUUGAAGAUAUUACUAAUAAGAACUUUAAAUAUCAUAAAAAAAUAAAUAAUUCAGUAGCAUUGUGCUGCUUUAGCUGACACAAUGGUGUAGACACUGAGGGGUUAAGUGCACAAGCUUAAUCGAACUUGAGAGAUCACCAAAACCCCUGUUCCCAAUCAACAAAGCCCAUGUUCCCUUGAUUCUAUAUUUUCCCAACAAAAAUCUGAAAUGAAUUAAAGAUGUUCCAGCGUGGUGCUCUCCAGCACACAGUCAAUUUGUUUAUGGGACAGUCAUGCAAGGAUUCCAGUUCAAAGGACAGGCCCGGGGGGGCACUCUCUCUCUCGCUCUGCUUAAACAGCUCAUUCAGCUCUGCAUGGCUCCCCAGCCAAACAGCGAGGGCCAAAUGUUGACUCAAGGACCUGAUCUGACGAGGGCGUCUGACAUCAGACUGCAAUUACCCGUUGGGUCAAAAGCUGCAUUUUAUUAUUUUUAGUAGUAUAAUAAUUUUUUUUUUGUGAGCCAAUUUAUGAAUGUGUUUUGGGAUGGCUGCAAGUUUGUGAACGUGGUUCAGUCUGGUUUAUAUCUACACUAAAUACCACCCUCAAGUCCCCGAAUCACUACGAUCAGUGAUUAAAAAAAGAGAAAUAAUAGAUGGCUUAUUACUUAAGAUUACGAGUAAUAAAAAUCGACAGGGUAAACAGAAAAUAAAAUAACAGAAUAAUUUAGGUAAAUCGUGCCUCUGAUGUGGCCUAAUCAAAACCAACAGCAAGCUGCCAGUUUUUAAUGGCCAUCUUUCAUGUGAAUAGACACAAAGACUUGGACCCCCGCAUCUUAUUGAGCAGUCCCCCCCCCCCCCCCCCCCAAUUGAUCAUUCGCAAAUUUGGCUACAUUUUCCCCAACUCAAACAAAAACCUGCUCACAAACAAGGCCCUUAGAUAUCGAUGCACCCAGCGGCUGCAAAGUGCCAAUUAGCACCGUCUCCAAAAGGCUAAUGGAAUCUUGAGAGGUAAUGAAGGUAAAUAAUUUAAUUAAAAGAACGUCCGCCAUCAUUGUGCGCCGUAUUCAAGCCCAUUAGAAGCUGCAGUAUUCUCAUGCUAAUAAAACAUACGGGCCCUUUUUUUUAUUUAUUAUUAUGCAUGCGUAAUCAACCCUGUAUUUAUUUAUUUUUCUCCGCCACCUCCUCGCUGUUGUUUAGACAUUUGUGUAGGGUGCUGGCAGAGAAACAAAGACUUACAUUGCGGGGGGGACCAUUGUUGGCUCGCGAUUAUUAAAGUAAACAGAAACAUUGGGGCGGCAGCUGCAGCCACUCCAGUCCAGUGUGCCUGGAGGGGCCAGAGGAAGGGCUAAGCAACCCUCAAGACUCCCGUCAGCAACCAUCACCUCAUUGUCAGUGCUUCGAGAGCCCCAGAGCCCCAGAGCAAGGCUCGAAUCAUGGGCUUUGAAGAUCAAUCUUUGGCACGGGUUUCAACCACGAGUGCCGUCGUGAGGGAGAUACGGGAAAGAUCUUGGCACACGAUAAAAUGUUCCCGGUGAAUAUUAACCACUGAGAAUUUUCGCUGGUUUUGAUCUUGGUGCGGUCAAUGUUUAUUGGGGUUGGGUUUUUUUUUCCCAUGCUUUUUAAAAGAGGGGUGUGAUGCGCGUAAUAGAUGCUGUGUUGGGUUGGAUCAAUGUACCCCAGCGAACAGGCGAUACAUGCACAUGCGGCUAGGGUGUACAGGUGUCAUGCGUGAUUCGCCUCAGGACGGCGCUUCAGACAGGCUCCCAGGAAAAAAGGAAAACUCUUCAUCAGUGUUUUUACGUAAACCGUAGGGAUGUUUAAUGUGGUUUAAAAUGGGGCUUUUUUUUUUUUAAAUAGACACAAGCAAUUGAGUUCGCAGAGAACAAGGAAGCCCUGAUUCCCAGGCAUUGAGAGUGAACAACAAAAACACGUUGAGAAAUUGUGCGUCUUUGAAUCGAACUUGAAACACAAAACACAGCUCAUGGUAAAGACUGCACUCUGUGGUCGCUGGACACUGCAGGUUCUCUGCUGAUGAAUCGGAGGUCUUUCUACAGUUUGCUUGUACUCUUUCGAUCUUGGACAUCUCAUUUAACUUGAUUUGUCGCCAAACAAAAACAGAACGCUAAAUACUGAUAACUAUAAUCCAUUUAAAAGCGGUCUCUCUAAAGCUAGUAUGGGUCUGUAAUAACUGGGUUGUGCGUUGCCAGGUUCUAAAGAAAAGGUAUGGAGUCUAAGGGCCACCAACGAUGUUAUCCUUAUUUCCC
This is a messenger RNA of Gadus macrocephalus (Pacific cod), 5498 nucleotides long. Its product is annotated as leucine-rich repeat-containing protein 74B-like. The coding region runs from base 522 to 1775 and encodes 417 amino acids. The transcript has 12 exons. Lineage: Eukaryota; Metazoa; Chordata; Actinopteri; Gadiformes; Gadidae. The record is from RefSeq and is a predicted model, not a curated record. Gene Ontology annotation, molecular function: protein binding.